This is a messenger RNA of Priapulus caudatus, 1391 nucleotides long. Its product is annotated as zinc finger protein 830-like. Lineage: Eukaryota; Metazoa; Priapulida; Priapulimorpha; Priapulimorphida; Priapulidae. The record is from RefSeq and is a predicted model, not a curated record. Gene Ontology annotation, molecular function: zinc ion binding; nucleic acid binding. Bases 9 to 1010 code for a protein of 333 amino acids. The transcript has 9 exons. Gene Ontology annotation, biological process: mitotic DNA replication checkpoint signaling; mitotic DNA damage checkpoint signaling; nuclear DNA replication. Gene Ontology annotation, cellular component: spliceosomal complex; nucleus.
UUGCAAAAAUGUCUGCGUCCACGAAAAAGAACCAGCCAAAUGUAGUUAAAUUAGAUCAGAGUGAAUUACGACGGCUUAUGAAAUCAAAACUCACUAAUGGACAAUCUAAAAAGAAAGGGGUUGAUUCCCCCCAUGCUAAAUAUAAUAGUUUGGGGCAGUUAUACUGCACGAUUUGCUCUACACAAGUAAAGACCGACUUGUUGUGGCCAGCCCAUGUGAAUGGCAGAACACAUAAACAGCAUAUCAUUGGCCUAAAUAGAAAAGCUGAGCCAGCAAAAUUAGCUUCACAGUCACCACAGUCUGGUUUAAAACGAAAAAGCAAUGACAAAUAUGAAACAGCAGUGUCAGAAAAGAAACAAAAAGGAUUUGUGACACCAGAAGGAAAAUCUAAUGAAACUGGGUUGCCAGCAGAUUUUUUUGACUCUGGGAAAGCAGCGCCAUCUACCAGCCUGCUAGGCAUGUACUCGUCGCCAUCAUCAGAGGAUGAAGAUGAAACACCUCCUCAGACAUCACGAAGCUCUGUCAUUAGUGGAGGUGGUGAUGCCAGGUCACACUUGCCAUCAGAUGUAUCUAAUAGUGGGGUAAAAGCUGCCAGUACGGUAGAUGAUGGCGAAGAGGAAAUGACAAAGGUUAAGAGUGCGGAAGACUUACCAGAAGGAUUUUUCGACGAUCUGAAAAUGGAUGCUAAAGUUCGCAAGAUUGAGUACAAAGACCCUUUGGAUGAGGAAUGGGAAAAAUUUCAGAAGGUGAUUACAGAGGAAACACACGUUUCAGAAGCAAUUGUCGCGGAGGAAGACGAGGUUAGAAUAACCGAUCGGCAGAUUGAGGAGAUCGACGAGCAGAUAGCCGGAUGGCAAAAGGUGACGCAGCUGGAGAAGAAACACGAGCAGAUCAAGGCCAAGGUAGAAGAGGCACCACCCGUCGGCUCGGGGGCUGCGGGAGAGGAAGAGGACGACGUGGCUGAGGAGGACCUGGAUAGCAUGCUCGAUUGGAAAUCUAAAGGCAUCUAGAUAACAGUAGAUCCAUACGCGUUACGGAGCUCGUAGAAUUUCCCUGAUGGUUGUCGGUAUUUCAUUGACUUCGCGUGGUGGUAUUCCAACGUAGUGCAUGGCGUUGUAAAUAAUUGUCAGGCCAAAUAUAUCCAUGUGAAGCGUCAUUUAUUGUAGUAGCUGUUUGCACAAGCAUUCAGUUGGUAGUUUACAAACGAAGGUAGUUGGUGUAGUUGAAGGAAGGAACCAGUGUGCUUUAUAACGUGUUUCCAGUAUACAUAAUGUAUAUAGUCAGCGAGACAGAAAAGAAUUAUUGCAAAAUUGAUAAAUUUAUAUACUCUGGUAUAUAUACAUAUAUGUAUACAUGUAGAUAUGUAUAUAUAUUUAUAUAUAUAUAUAUAU